Vitis riparia (riverbank grape) is the source of this 1662-nucleotide messenger RNA. Its product is annotated as protein ELC-like. Bases 123 to 1400 code for a protein of 425 amino acids. Lineage: Eukaryota; Viridiplantae; Streptophyta; Magnoliopsida; Vitales; Vitaceae. The record is from RefSeq and is a predicted model, not a curated record. Gene Ontology annotation, cellular component: ESCRT I complex. Gene Ontology annotation, biological process: endosome to lysosome transport; protein transport; protein modification process. The transcript has a single exon. Gene Ontology annotation, molecular function: ubiquitin binding.
GUCCAAGCCACCAAUAUUACCAAAUUCCCUCUCUUGGACAAGUGUUGCAGGGACCUUGGGAAUUCUCAUUUCUCAACUCUUUCGUCUUCGUCAAAUCCCUCUCCCUCUCUCUGCUGUUGGGAAUGGGAGGCCCAUCUCCAUCUCUAUCUCCGUCUCCAUCUCCUUCCCCUUCUCCGAAUCCACAACUGACCCAACAGUGGUUGAGCUCCGUCCUCUCACAGCGAGGCCCAUCAGCACUCCCAUACGCCGAAGACGUCAAAUGGCUCAUCCGCCAGCACCUCCUCUCCCUCUCCGAAAACUACCCCAGCCUCCAGCCGAAGACCGCCACCUACACCCACAACGAUGGCCGCACCGUCAACCUCCUUCAAUCCGACGGCACCGUCCCCAUGCUCUACCUUGAUGUCACCUACAACAUCCCCAUUAUCAUCUGGCUCAUGGAGUCCUAUCCUCGCCACCCCCCUUGCGUCUACGUCAACCCCACUCGCGACAUGGUCAUCAAGCGCCCUCACUCUCAUGUCAACCCCUCCGGUAUGGUCUCCAUCCCCUAUCUUCACAAUUGGGUCUACCCGAGCUCCAAUCUCGUUGACCUUGCCCGCAAUUUGAGCCACGUCUUUAGCCGCGAUCCCCCCCUCUACUCGCAGCGCCGACCUAAUCCCAAUCCUAACCCUAACCCUAAUCCCAAUCCUAAUGCCAAUUACAAUUUUACGCCUAAUCCCAUGAUGGGAGCUGCUCCCACCGUGCGCCCGGUGAUUCCGCCCAGGGCUUAUCCCCCGUCUCCCUAUGGCAGUGGAAGUGGCACUGGUGGGGGCCGGAUUCCGCCAUCCCCACAGCGGCACACGGAGGACCCUAACGAGGUUUUUCGGCGAAAUGCUGUUAAUAAGCUAGUUGAAUCGCUGCAUGCUGAUGUUGGGGUAUUGAGGAAGACAAGCGAGGCGGAGAUGGAAGGGAUGUUCGGGGCGCAGGGGGUGUUAAGGCAAAGGGAGGAGCAGCUAUCGAGGGGUGUAAAGGAAUUGCAUGAUGAGAAGGAGGGGCUGGAGCAGCAGUUGCAGAUGGUUUUGAUGAAUGCUGAUGUUCUUGAGGCAUGGUUGAGGGAGAAUGAGGUUAAGUUGGGUAAUAUGGGAAAUCUUGAUGUAGAUAAUGCAUUUGAGCCUUGUGAUGCUCUUUCCAAGCAGAUGCUUGACUGCACUUCCUCCGACUUGGCUAUAGAGGACACAAUUUAUGCCUUGGAUAAGGCUGUGCAAGAGGGAUCAAUAUCAUUUGAUCAAUACUCGAAGAAUGUGAGAUUGUUGUCUCGUGAGCAGUUCUUCCACCGGGCUAUGUGUGCAAAACUCAGGGCUGCACAGAUGCAAGCUCAGGUUGCUAGUAUGGCUGCUAGGGUGUCAUCACAAUAUGCCAUGUGAAAGCCAUUGCUUGUUAGAAUCUUGAUGAUUUGUUAUUGUGGAGUUGGAGCCUCUGCACAACAAGGUUGUUUGAUAUAUAAUGACCUUUUGGGUAUCUUGAAGAAUGAUGUAGUUUGUGUUGAUAGGGAACGAAAAUGGAGCUUUCUGUUGAAACAUGUUAUGGUUGAAUAAUUGAUGUGCCAGAACUUUAUCUUUGAUUGUUACAUAUGAAUUCAAUAUAUUUUCAUGUUCUUAUUAUAAGAUCAUUUAGUUCAUUUGUGCA